Messenger RNA from Acanthochromis polyacanthus (spiny chromis), 4112 nucleotides. RefSeq names its product rho GTPase-activating protein 42 (gene arhgap42b). Gene Ontology annotation, cellular component: cytoplasm. The record is from RefSeq and is a predicted model, not a curated record. Gene Ontology annotation, biological process: signal transduction. Lineage: Eukaryota; Metazoa; Chordata; Actinopteri; Pomacentridae. Gene Ontology annotation, molecular function: protein binding; GTPase activator activity.
UUAACGGAGCAGGAGAACUUUUUGGGGGAACUUGGAGAAGUUGGUGUGAGAUCGGCGCAGCGUGAUGCAAAGUACAAACUUUUUUACGCAGAGUUGCAGUGCGUAAAAAAAGCCGCGUUUGGAGACAAUGGGACUCCCCACGUUGGAGUUCAGUGACUCUUUCCUGGACAGUCCGGACUUCAGAGAGCGUCUCAAAUGCCAUGAAAUCGAGCUGGAGCGGACGAAUAAAUUCAUCAAGGACCUCAUCAAGGAUGGAAACAUGCUCAUUAUUGCGCUCAAGAAUCUUUCUGCUGCUGUCCAAAAGUUCUCCCAGUCCCUGCAGGAGUUCCAGUUUGAGUGCUUAGGUGACGCAGAGACGGAUGAUGAGGUGAACAUUGCUCAGUCAUUCAAAGAGUUCUCCCAGCUGUUGAACACUGUUGAAGAAGAGAGAAGACGCCUGAUUCAGAAUGCGGACGAUGUUUUGAUUACUCCCUUGGAAAAAUUUCGGAAGGAGCAAAUCGGCGCUGCGAAGGAGGGGAAGAAGAAGUUCGAUAAGGAAACAGAGAAAUAUUACUCCACGCUAGAGAGACACCUCAGCUUGUUCCAAAAGAAAGAGGCAUAUCUGCAGGAGGCCGACACACAGAUUGAUAAGGAGAGACAACUCUUCUAUGAUGCAUCUCUUGAGUACGUUUUCAAAAUACAAGAAGUGCAAGAAAAGAAGAAAUUUGAGUUUGUAGAGCCGCUCCUGGCCUUUCUUCAGGGUUUGUUUACAUUCUACCAUGAAGGAUAUGAGCUGGCUCAUGAAUUUGAGCCGUACAAACAGCAGCUCCAGUUCAACCUACAGAACACACGGAACAACUUUGUGAGCACCAAGCAGGAAGUGGAGAAGCUGAUGAAGAGGAUAAGGUCUGCAGAUCAGGAUUAUAAACCCCCCGGCCAGUGGACGAUGGAGGGCUUCCUGUACGUCCAGGAAAAACGUCCUCUCGGAUGCACUUGGAUACGUCACUACUGCACGUAUGACAAAGGCAGCAAGACCUUCUCCAUGAGCAACACUGAAACUAAAUCAUCUGGAAAACAGAAUGGCCUCGUCCUGAAUCAGCCUGAGAUGUUCAAGCUCAAGUCCUGCAUUCGGAGGAAAACGGACUCCAUCGACAAGCGUUUCUGCUUUGAUAUUGAAGUGGUGGAGAGGCACGGUGUUAUGACACUGCAGGCACUGUCAGAGUCCAAUAGAAGAUUGUGGCUGGAGGCCAUGGAUGGCAAGGAGCCGAUCUACAACCUUCCAGCCAUAUUAAGCAAAAAGGAAGAGACAUUUCUUAAUGAGGCAGGCUUUAACUUCAUAAGGAAAUGCAUCGACCUGGUCGAGAUGAGAGGCAUAAAUACAAUGGGGCUGUACAGGAUUGGAGGAGUCAACUCCAAAGUACAGAAGCUGAUGACCACAGUCUUUUCGUCCAAGGCACCUGUGGACAUGGAUCUGGAUCCAGAGACAUGGGACAACAAAACUAUCACCAGCGGCCUGAAGAAUUACCUCAGAUGUCUCUCAGAGCCUCUAAUGACGUUCAAGCUCCACAAAGAUUUUAUCAUGGCUGUCAAGUCUGAUGACCAGAACUACAGGGUGUGUGCUGUUCAUGCUUUGGUUCACAAGCUCCCUGAGAGGAACAAAGAAAUGCUGGAGUUACUAAUAAAACACCUUGUCACAGUUUCUGCGCAAAACCAGUACAACCUGAUGACGGUGUCAAACCUGGGUGUGAUCUUCGGCCCCACCCUGAUGCGGUCGCAAGAGGAGACUGUGGCUGCCAUGAUGAACAUCAAAUUCCAGAACAUUGUGGUGGAGAUACUAAUUGAGAACUUCAAUAAGAUCUUCCACCAGCCUCCAGACCCCAACGUGCCCCUGCCUCAGCCCCAGAGCCGGCCUGGCUCUCGCCGGAGCAGAGCCAUCUGUCUGUCCACAGGGCCCAGGAAACCCCGCAGCAUCUACACCCCAACACUGUGCUUGGCAGAUGCAGAAAGUGACACUUUCAGCAGCAGUCCCAGCAGCACCCCCAUGGGCAGCAUGGAGUCUCUGUCGUCCCAUUCCUCCGAGCAGAACGCCUCCUCCAAAACAGCCUGUUCUGGACAGAGGACGAGUCAUGACAAGUCGCUCCUGGAUCUCCGCCGGACGCCGUCACAGCUCUCAAACGGCCCCAGGAGCGCCGCAUGUGUCAGCAGUCCUGAGUCCAGCUCCAGGGAGGACACGGGACGUACAGAUGGAGAGUCAGAGGACGCUCUCAGUCUGUCCUCAGUCAGCACAACACCCAGGCUGUCUCCCGCACCCAAAAAAGCCCCCCACUGCCGCCCUGACCUCUGGCCGGUGCUGCUGAACCGCUCCAGCGCUCCGUCUCUGAAAUCGCUGCAUAUAUCUGAAGGCCGCGGGAGCUGCUCUGGAUCUGUCCAUAAUUUGUCAACACUGGAGUCCAAAGAGGGUUUAAAUCCUGCUGAGCACCCGGAUCUUCCACCAAAACAAGUGAUCCGCCGCAGGAUGGACACCUCAGUCAGCAACGGCUACCAGAGACCUGGCUCAGUGGUUGCUGCCCGAGCACUGCUUUUUGAAAAUGCCUCCUCUUUACAGUCUGCACCAGCUGGAAGAGAGGCCAAGGCGAUGUAUUCCUGUGAGGCAGAGCACAGCCACGAGCUCAGCUUCCCCCAGGGGGCGCUCUUCUCAAACGUCUACCCCUCUGUUGAACCAGGCUGGCUCCAGGCAACAUACGAGGGAAAAACAGGGUUAAUCCCGGAGAAUUAUGUUGUCUUCCUCUAAUGGGUGGUAAACAAUGCAUCUUUUUCAUGGUAUCCAUGAAAAAAAUAAUGAAUAUACAAUAUGGUUAAUUAUUGUGAUAGUCCUUUUAUUGCUGUUAACUGGUUUUUAAUAUUUUUUUGAACAUCAAAUGCAAUUUUAGCAGGUAUCGAGUGGGGCAGUAACUGCUUUAAUCAAAGUGCAAACAUAUAGCUCCUUUUCCAUAAUUACUAUGCAGAGUUUCAGAAGAAAUAGGCAUGGCAUUAUUAAUCCAUGUAAGUAUAUCACCCAUUGACUGCACUGAUGUUCUUAGUCUCUGUAUUAGCCUACAGAAUCACAAAACAAUCAUAUGCCAUUUCACAGAGUUUAUUCCCAGAAAUAUAUUGUAUAAUCGUUUAACUUCCCAUUAUUAUGAACAUAGAGCCUUUAUCAAGUUGUUAAUUGAAAUCUAUUGUCUCAUAAACAUGUUUUUAUUAACUGUAAUUGAACAAACUGUGAUUUAAAAUGAGGACAGUAAUCUAAUCUAUUAGAAUCUAAUAGAAAAAAAACAGCGUAAUGGGUUUGCACCUUAACUUUCAUGUUUAUGGAUCACUGUUCAUCCACUGAAUCUGCUCACUGCUGCAGCGCACUUUCUGUUAGCUCCACGGUACUGUACUGUACAUUAAGGCUCAUAUCUUUUUUUUUUAUAUUUGCUCAUCAAAAAUAGUUGCUUCUCAUACUGUUUAUUACUAUUCACUGUCACAUCAAACAUAUGCCAUGUGUGAAAAUGUGUUUUUAUAAUGAAAAGUACAUGAGAUGUAACCUGAAGCUUUAAUGUCUGUGGUGGUACUGUAUUCGCUGGUACACUGGUGUACUAGCAAAGACAGCUAGAUAAUGUUAUUUCAAAGAUGCCAUUUAAUAGUUAAUAUUCUAUUUCUGUCACAACAUUACCAAAAGAAAAGAGUCCAUAAUCAUUUAUACAGUGAAUGUUCAUGAUUUUUUGGGGGGAUAAGAUGAAAGAAACGAAAUAAUAGUUUAAAAAAAAUUUCGCCCUUGAGUGAUUACAAAUUGUAAGAUUACUCAAAAGUCAAACUUGCUUGUAAUUGUCCAAAAUGUAUUUGGGAGGGUUUCUGAGAGCCUCUCUCAUGCCAAGAUCAGGGUGUUCUUUUCCAUUUACAUCUCGAAGAAUGUGAUGUGACCUUGAACAGAAACGCUGGACGAACACUCCCUUACAGUCUGAGUUUUCUGGGGCAUAUCACGGAAAUGAUAUUCAUAUCCUGAAUAUGUAACAUCCAUUUAUAUAUGGGAAGUUUGUUCCCUUGCAAUCACCUGCUGUAUCUUGACAGUGCGUAAACAUGUCUAUAAAUAAACAGUGUGAUUUAUUAAA